Nerophis lumbriciformis (worm pipefish) is the source of this 4654-nucleotide messenger RNA. It is a transcript of the gene cep135, whose product is annotated as centrosomal protein 135. Lineage: Eukaryota; Metazoa; Chordata; Actinopteri; Syngnathiformes; Syngnathidae. The record is from RefSeq and is a predicted model, not a curated record.
CACUCCACGAGUUGUUGCCUUACGUCCAUGGUGACGAAGCCAAACCCGAGCUCAUCGGCGCUCUUUUCAAACUUAAAACGUCACCAAACUUUAAAAAAUAACGCUAAGUAUACCAUAUGUAGUGACAAUGGUUCCGUUGUUCUGAAUGCGCCCAAAACAGACACUUACGCGGGUCCAAAUGGUCGUUGGGGACGUUAGCUAUCAGACAAAACUGCUUCCUUCCGUCUGAGUCAUGGAAAGAAGCGCCGAGAGGAAGUUUGUCAACUUGAGAAAGCGUCUGGACCAGCUGGGUUACAAGCAUCCUCUUGGAAUAGAAUCACUGCCACUAGUUGAGAAACUAUUCAGUGAUCUAGUCCGUACUACUGAAAGCCUGCGCAAUGCAAGACUGUCACAAGGGAAGAACGAGAAAGAAUGCCUCAACUGUGAUGUUCUUCUGGAGCCAUACAGGGCAGAUAAUGCCCGACUGGUCAAGGAGAACAAUGAAGUCCACCAGGAGCUUCUGAAGGUGAUGGAGGAGAAGGACCACGCCACCAAAGAGCUGAAAACCCGCAUCAGAAAACUGGAACACCACACUUGUGACCUGACGUUCCUUAACAACCAAUACAUGCACAAGCUCCGCUGCCUGGAGAAGGACGGCAAAACCAAAGCUGAGCGAAUCCUGCAGCUCCAGGAAAAGAACUUGCAAGCAGUGGUGCAGACGCCAGGUGGAAAAAAGCGCAGUAUCCCUUUCAGGCGUCAGAGGAUGCAAACAGAAGAGCUCAUCCCUCCACCCACGACAUCAGCUUACCCCGUAUCCCAGCCAGACGACCCGUACAUAGCAGAUCUGCUGCAGUUGGCCGAUAAAAGGAUUCUUGAUCUGGAGGAAGAAGUCACAAAAAUCCAGUAUGCGUUGGAACAGUCCCAUGAAUGUAUACAACUGUUAAAUACUCAAGUGUCCGAGAGGGACAGAGAGAUAGAGCGUCUGAAUCGUUCACUUCACGGAGGGCGACCCCGUGAUGUCAUCUCUUUGGAGGCUCAGAACAUCAGCAAUGAGAAACGGAUUGCCCAACUUAACCUUCAAAUCGAUUUCCUGCAAGAUAGCAAUAGGACGCUACAGCAGAAGGUGGAGGGACUGCAGCAGAAGUCCUCCACCAAAGUGACCGAUCUCUCCAUUAAGAACUUUGAACUGUGUCAGGAGCUGACACACAUCGACGGGCUGGCCAAGCGGAUGGAGAUGGAUAAGAAGCGGGCCUUGGAAAUGGCUGAUCAGGAGUUGCUAGAUACUAAAGAAGUAAUUAGUCAUCAACAGGAAGUCAUUGAAAAUUUAGAAGAAAACCUUAAAAAGAUAAGAACGGAACUUUCCAAGAGGGGGUUUGAAACAGGUUCACUUGCUGACCAGCUGGUGGAGCUCAGAGGGCAGAAUGAGAAACUGGAGGUAAAGGUAGACUUUAUAGAGAGAGAGAAAGUCAGGCUGCAAGACAAAGUGGAGAAGAUGAUGUCCGCUGAAAGAGACAUAGUGCUGGAAUUGGAGGACAUGCGAGCAAAACAUGGCGUUUGCAGACGGGAUCGCUCCCCGUCGCGCUUGGACGCCUUCGUGAAGAGUCUAGAGGAGGAGAGGGAUCGCUAUCGCCAGGAGGCCGAACACUGCAAGAGAUUCCGAGGAGCUGGCAGCCCCAGUCGCGGCAGUCCAGACAGGAGCAGAAGUCCACGGCGCAAGGGAGGCGUUGAGGAAUCUGAGUUUCUCGCUUUGGUGAAGGAAAGAGAUGAGCUGAAGGCGGCUCUGGUGGACGUGGAGAAGCACACGGAAGACAUCCAGACGAAAGUGAAAGCUCUUAGCGCUGAAAGACACCACUUCAAAAUGAUGUUUUACCAGACACAAGAGAAGCUGGAGGAUGCCCGUGUACGCUCAAGCACGUCUGAUGACGUCUUGAACUUGAGAGAGGAGCUAAAGCUGGCAGAGAAUAAAAUCAUGCAGGUUAAUGCCGAAAGAGAUUUACUGAUGGAGGAAUUUAGGGUUGGACCGACUUCCGCUCUUCCAGAAGGACGUGGCCUAGAAAAGAGGAUUCUUGACUUGCAGGAUGUCGUUCACAGUCUCGAGCAAGAGAACCUGGAACUGCGGUCACAGCUUUUUGCACUAAAAGACAGCAAGCGGGAUGUUGAGCAGCAGUUGGAUGUUCAGUCUGCUGCCUUGCGUCAGAAUGUGGAGGAGUCGGCCAAUCAGAGGAAAGCCGCUACCAAUCUCAGGCUGCAACUGGAGCAGACGCAACAAUUACUUUCCGACCUCCAACAAACGCUGUCUGUCAAGACUAAUGAGGUGCGGGCUGCUCAUGAGGAAAUGGAAACACUUGAAGAAACAAUUGAGGCGCUGACUCAUCAAGUGUCCAAGUACAAGCAGGAAGCAGAGCUUCUUCAGAUGUCUUGCUCAGCACUGGAUAAGGAGAAAGAUGCUCUGCUGGAUGAGGUGGAUCAGAAGACAGAGAAGCUGGUUGUUCUUCAGGAGGAGCUUGCAAAGAAGGAAAAAACCCUUGAAGAUGUGAGGCACACAGUCACCGUAAUGGACAAAUCAUUGGCUCAGCUGCAGGGAGCGCUAAGCAGCCGUGAGAGGGAGAUCGGCAGCCUGAGGAAACAGCUGGAUGACGCUCAAGUAGAUGUGACGGCAUUACGAGACAGCAAAGAGGUCUUAGUCAGAGAAAAGAAGAGGCUUCAAGACGACCUGUCAACCAUGACAAGAGAGAACCAGGCGGUCCACAUGGAGAUGGAUGAGGCUUUACAUGAGCGGGAUGAGUUGAAGAUAAAAGUCCACUCUUACAUCGUUGCAGUGUCCAGGAUUGAGAACAUCUUGAAGACAAAGGAGCAGGAGAACCGAGACCUGCAGGAGCGCUUCCACACGGCCCACACUGACAAGGAGGAACAGGAGCUGAGGCUGCAGCAGAUUGAGCACAUCAAGAACUCCAUUCGCUUGGAGUUUCUUUCUUCCGAGACAGAAUGCAGGCACCUCCGCGAAAGCGUUAGCCAGAAGGAGCUGGAGAUCCAGCAGCAUGUAAAAGCCCUGCAGGCGUACGAGGCACAAGUUUCCACGCUCACUCGAGCAAUGUCCCGCCUUGAGGAGGAGCUACGCAAAGCACAGGAGGAGAAAGCGGGUCUCGUCGCUGACCUGGCCUCGGUCAGGGAGCUGUGUGUCGAACUGGACUCGGGCAAGGACCUUACCGUACGCCAGAUCGUGUCCAAGAACAUGGAGCUGGAACGGGUGGAAGGAGAACUGGAAGACGUUCAGUCGGAGGCGGAGUUGCUGAAGAAGCAGCUGGCGAGCGAGAGGCAAACCGUCCGCACCCUGAAUUCGCUGAUCUCCACCACUCGCCAAAAGGAGUUGCAAACCAGCCUGACGGCCAGCGAGAAAGAGUGUGAGCGGAAAGUCCUGCGCGACCGGCUCACUCUGGCCGACAAAAAGAACGCCGAGCACGCGAGGGAGGUGUCCAAGCUGCAAGGUAAAGUCUCUCAGCUUCAGACCGAGAUGGACGUCCUCAACAGACAGCUGAUCUCAGAGCGCUAUGAGCGCCACAGGGCCAUUCAGGAGAUGCGCCGACAAGGCGUGUCUUUCUCUCCCUUGCGGAGCUCGUCGUCUCACAAUGUCUCCACCAGUUCCCAGCACACGCCCCUGAACAGCUCCAGUGACAAGUCUACCAAUUAGAUGGGAUCACGUUGAUGUACAUUGCAGUAUUUCUGUUCAUGUAGAAUAGCACCAUGAACCGUGCCAUGUUGGAGCUUGUAUUUAUUGAGCCAUUAGAAUGAUACUGUAUAUUAUAGUUUAAUGUACAUCUUAGACUCAUUUUGGGUUGUUUCAUUGAUGAUUUUAUUUAUAUGGAAGUAUAUAUUUCUUUUUUUUAAUAAAUAUCAGCCUUUUUGUCACACAAUUAUCAGUAAAACUGAUGAAUAUCUGCCAAAGUAGUGAGUACAGUAGUUAAGGUUGUAUUUUAGACUCCAAUGUGUGAAUAAUGCACUACCGACAUCCAUCCAUCCAUCCAUUUUGUACCGCUUGUCCCUGUCGGGGUUCGCUGCAGCCUAUCUUCAGCUACAAUCGGGCGGAAGGCGGGGUACACCCUGGACAAGUCGCCACCUCAUCGCAGGACCAACACAGACAAACAUUCACACUCACACACUAGGGCCAAUUUAGUGUUGCCAAUCAUCCUAUCCCCAGGCAUAAGACCUGGUAAGUCCGAAAGAGAUGCAAUAUAGUGAUUUUUUGAGCACACUGCAGCUAGCCCUGGAUAGUCCCACUCCUUAAUACUUCAGUCACGUGCAGGAUUCUCACAGGAAUGAGGUAAAAAUAUGACCUUAUCUACUGUACAUGUUUGACACCUGUGUAAAGUUGGCCCCCCCACCUUGUCAGUCUCCCCUAACUUGUCCUAAUCGUUUGUGCCGUUACUGGUUUUAGGUUAUUCUAAAAUUCAUUUUCUGACUUGCGACAUCCAGUCCCCCCAACACACACACACGCACACAUCAGCUUGGCAAUAAUAUACAUCAAUUAAGUACUUUAUCUUGAUUUCUUUUUCUAUUUUGACAGAAAAAAAGACAUAUACUGCAUGCAGUUAUAUAUCUUUUAAACUUGUUCUUAUAAUGCAACAUAUAUUUUAUCAUACAUAGCCUUAUGAUUUCAAAGCAAGUUAUCCAUCAAAUU